Gekko japonicus is the source of this 926-nucleotide messenger RNA. Its product is annotated as ferric-chelate reductase 1-like. Lineage: Eukaryota; Metazoa; Chordata; Lepidosauria; Squamata; Gekkonidae. Bases 108 to 599 code for a protein of 163 amino acids. The record is from RefSeq and is a predicted model, not a curated record. The transcript has 5 exons. Gene Ontology annotation, molecular function: oxidoreductase activity, acting on metal ions.
UGGCUCACUGGAAUCUCUCUCUUCUCUUCGGCUCCACAGUCCUUUGGGCCACGCUGAUUCCACGCAGUGCCUUUCCGACAGGGGCUCCUGCCUCGGCCUGUGAGAAUAUGUUACCUGUGCACACUGGGGUCCAGCCCCAACAAACUCGGUCUCCCUAUGAAUUUCUGGUGAGCUCACCGUCUUUCCUAAAUGGGCAACCAAUUAACAUUCAGAUCCUUGGGCCUGCAUACAGAGGACUGUUGUUAGAGGCUCGCUCAUUUGGAUCCAACACUGCACUGGGCUUUUGGAAGACUCCACCCAACAACACAAAAUUCUUGCAGUGCUCUGGAAACCCACGUGGAGCAGUGACUCAUUCCAACACCAAUAUAAAAACAAGGCAGACUACUUAUACAUGGCUCCCACCUAACUCUGGCUGCCCCCCAGUGGUUAUGUUCAUGGCAACGGUCGCCCAGUCUCAUGAUUUCUACUGGACCAAUGUCAAGUCUAAAGUGAUCUGGAAAAAUCCCAAAGCUACAUGUGGAGCUGAGAUGCUGGCCAGAACAUGGCCUGCUGCAGCACUGUUACCAUCUCUGCUGCUGAUUUUCCUUGUAUACCUUUAGAGACCCUUACAAGAAGGGCUACUUAUUAGUUGUGAAUGAAUCAAAACAGAGUUAUCAUUUUUGUUUAAAUAUAGGGGGAAAUCCUCUUUUCAGCUCUUCCCUAAGACAUGAAUGAUGUUCCAGCAGGCAACUUUAUAUAGAGUUUCUGUUUCUUAUAAUAUAGGGCAACUUUUCUAGCCCCUAGAAUGGGAGAUGUGAAAACAGGACAUUUUGUAUUUAGUGAAAAUAUGAUUCCAUUGGUAACACUAUAGAUUUUCAGUGUCCCAAUAAAUCCUAUCACAGAUUUUCCACAUUAUCUGGUUUGCUGUAGAACUUUUCAGAUUUAUU